CAGAAAAAAAAAUGAGGGGAUGCAGGAAGUAGACGAAGAAGAAGCACCACCGCGACCACCACAACCACAACAUCAAGAGCUCGACAUGGCUGCUGACAGUGAUCCCGAGUCCGAAGUGUUUGAGAUCACCGAUUUCACCACCGCGUCAGAGUGGGAACGGUUUGUGUCUAGGGUUGAGGAAUUACUGAACGACUGGAAGCUGAUUGGAAACUCUGCAGGAAGUUCAACUCCAGAGAAGGGUGAAUACACCACUGGCACCUGGGGGGAGAAGUCUAUGGAGAUUCAUUUUGCGGACUUUAAGUUCUAUGUAACUCAUUACUUCCUGAAACAAGAAUGUGAGAAGGACAAUGGGAAGGACAAGCCUGAGGAAGAUACCUUCCCCUUGGCAAUGCAGGACCUUCUGUGUAUGAACAAUGACUUUCCUCCUCGAGCCCACUGCCUGGUCAGAUGGUAUGGCAUACGAGAGUUUGUGGUCAUUACCCCAGGAACCAACUGUGAGGCCAUCAUCAGCGAAUCGAAAUGCAAUCUGCUCCUCAGCUCUAUCUCCAUUGCUCUGACCAACAGUGGCUGCCAGGUGCCCAUGUUUGUGCAGAUCCAGCAGAAGUGGAGGCGGGUGUACGCUGGAGAGUGCCAGGGCCCAGGGGUGCGUACUGACUUUGAGAUGGUCCACCUCCGCAAGGUGCCAAGCCAGUACAACCACCUGUCUGGCCUGCUCGACAUCUUCAAAUCUAAGAUAGGUUGUACCCUGUCCCCUCUACCUCCAAUCAACAUUGCCAUCCGUUUCACGUACAUUCUCCAGGACUGGCAGCAGCAUUCAUGGCCACAGCAGCCUCCAGACUUUGACACACUCCUUGGAGGUGAGGUGGGAGGAGUGGAGUUUGGGAAGCUUCCAUUUGGAGCCUGUGAGGAGCCAAUCAGUGAGCUUCAUCUUGCAACCACUUGGCCUCAGCUGACGGAAGGCAUAGUUGUGGAUAAUGAUGUCUACAGUGACCUGGACCCUCUCCAAGCUCCCCACUGGUCAGUCCGAGUCAGGACAGCUGAAAACCCUCAGUGUUUACUGGGGGACAUUCUGACAGAGUUCUAUAAGCUGUGUUGUAGGAAGGAGACUACAGAAGAGAUUCUGGGAAGAGGAUUGGCUGCAGAGGAGGGCAAAGAAAAUAGUGACAUCAGCUCUGCUUUAUCGAAGCUGACGGAGCCAGCAACAGCAGUGCCAAUCUCCAAACUGUCUGUCUCCAGUAUGGUGCACAGUGCUCGAAAGCACAUCCGACGCCACCAGCGCAUUGAUGAGUGCCCACUCAACACUGAUAUUCUCAAUUCCAUCCUUCUCUAUCUCUUCCCAGAUGCUGCUGUGGAGAAGUCAUCGGAGAACAGCAAGAAUAAAAGUGCACAGUCAGAAGCCAGUGGGAAAUCCAAGCAAGACAAAAACUCUGACGAUAACCUUUUCCUCCAGUUGAAGUCGGCACCCACUGACAGUCUGACAUACCGGCUGGCACUGUGUGCAUGUCUAGUCAACUACAACCAUGGCGGGCUGCGUGCUGUUGCUCACCUCUGGCAGGAGUUUGUCCUAGAGUUGCGCUAUCGCUGGGAAAACAACUACCUCAUCUAUGGACUGGUUAGUGGACCUCCGGAUCUUCGCUGUUGUCUUCUGCAUCAGAAGCUCCAGAUGCUGAACUGCUGCAUUGAGAGGAAGAGGGCCAGAGAUGAAGCUCGCAAGGUGCUGGAAAGCAAAGAGAGAGAAGGUAGGGUGUCCGGUGGCUGCCAGAAUGACCGCCCUGUAUCAGAGUCUGCAACAGCAACAAGGGAGAUGUCGCCGGGAAAAUCCUGGGACUCAUGGAGCGACAGUGAAGAUGAGUUCUUUGAGUGCCUCAGUGACCAGGGGGAGAUAGAGGCUCCGCAUCCUGAGGCAGAUAAGGAUAGCAGUAAAAGUAAAGCAGAGGGUCGGCUACACCCCUGUAACAACAUGACUCUACUCAACUCUACAGAGCCUCUCUACGUUCCUAUCACACAGGAGCCUGCUCCCAUGACAGAGGAUCUGUUAGAGGAGCAGUCAGAAGUACUGGCCAAACUAGGCACAUCAGCUGAAGGUACCCACCUUCGUGCCAGGAUGCAGAGCGCCUGUCUGCUCUCCGACAUGGAGUCCUUCAAGGCAGCCAACCCAGGUUGUGUUCUGGAGGACUUUGUGCGCUGGUACUCACCUAGAGAUUACGUGGAAGAGGAGAUGGUUGAUGAGAAGGGUAACAAGGUGGUGAAAGGUGAGCUUAGUGCCAGGAUGAAGAUCCCAGGCAACAUGUGGGUGGAGGCUUGGGAGGCAGCCAGAGUAACACCUGCACGCCGCCAGAGAAGACUUUUUGACGACACUAAGGAGGCCGAAAAGGUUCUGCACUAUUUGACAUUGCAGAAACCUGCAGAUCUGACCUGCCAUCUCCUGCCCUGUAUACUCCAUGCUGCUGUUCUGAAGUUAAAGGAGGAAGAGUCGGUAGAAGACAUUCCAUCAGUCAGAAAAAACAUUCAGCAAGCUGCAAGUCAAGCCAGCAAGCUGCUGCACCCCAUCAACCAUGACUACAAGAAGUUAGAGGAUUUCAUUAACCAGCUGAUGGCUAUGGAGACAGUCAUCACCCGAGGUCGCUCGCUCAAGGCCAAGUUUGCAAUUUGUGAGGGUGGUAAGGGAGAGGAUACAGAGGAGCUAGAGAAGUUUGUCAGCUCCCUGCUCGAAGAACCAGAGGUGGUGGUGGUUGGAGCUGGCCAGGGGCCAGCUGGUGGCAUCAUCCAUAGGCUGUUUGUCAAUGCUCAGAGGCUGGCUGACUUCACCAGUGACGAGGCUGCUCUCCUGGCACCACUGGAUGAAGACAUGGGGCAUGACAGAAAGACGACUGGAGGAAGCAAUAAAGUGCCUGACUUCCCUCCUCCUGCAGGCAGAGAAAUUGUGUUGCGUACAUGUGUUCCUCGGCCAGCACCAUACUCCAGAGCUCUGCCUCAGCGGCUAUUCUGUGUGUUGAUGAGGGAGGAGUUCAGGCUGGCAGGGGCCUUCUCUUCAGACACUAAUUUCUUCUAAGACCAAAAACCUAUCACAUAAUAUUUGAUCUGAAAACAUGUUCCAUUUGCUCACCCCCUUGAAACCAGAACUUGAAGAGCAGUGAAAGACGGAGAGUGGCACAUUAAAAAAAUGAUUCUCUGUUGGUC
This is a messenger RNA of Epinephelus fuscoguttatus (brown-marbled grouper), 3180 nucleotides long. RefSeq names its product RAB3 GTPase activating protein subunit 1 (gene rab3gap1). Lineage: Eukaryota; Metazoa; Chordata; Actinopteri; Perciformes; Serranidae. Gene Ontology annotation, molecular function: GTPase activator activity. Gene Ontology annotation, biological process: positive regulation of GTPase activity. The coding region runs from base 20 to 3052 and encodes 1010 amino acids. The record is from RefSeq and is a predicted model, not a curated record. The transcript has 25 exons.